This is a messenger RNA of Scylla paramamosain (green mud crab), 2748 nucleotides long. Its product is annotated as hemocyanin subunit-like. Gene Ontology annotation, molecular function: oxidoreductase activity. The record is from RefSeq and is a predicted model, not a curated record. Lineage: Eukaryota; Metazoa; Arthropoda; Malacostraca; Decapoda; Portunidae. Bases 144 to 2165 code for a protein of 673 amino acids. The transcript is spliced from 3 exons.
GAUAUGAAACGGGGGUGGGGAGUGGCGAUGUUGGUGGGACCAGAGAAUGGAGAUGAUGGGGAAUGCCGAGUGGGGGAGGAGCCUCAGCGGGUAUAAAUGGUCGGCAUGUCAUACGGUAGCCACUGUCUGACAGAGCAACAACCAUGAAGCUCUUGGUCCUGUGCGCUCUGGUGGCCACCACCACCGCUUGGCCCAUGAUGGCCGAUUCUCCUGGAGGAGCUUCGGACGCCCAGAAGCAGCAUGAUGUCAACAGCAUUCUGUGGAAAAUUUACGGAGAAAUCCGUGAUCCUCAUCUGAAGGAGCUUUCCCAGACCUUCGAUCCUCUUUCCGGCCACUAUGACGACGGUGGUGUCUCCGCCAGGCGGCUCAUGAAGGAACUCAACGAUGAGCGCCUGCUGGAGCAGAAGCACUGGUUCUCGCUCUUCAACACCCGCCAGCGGCAGGAGGCUCUCAUGCUCUACGACGUGCUCGAACACUCAACAGACUGGGACACCUUCGCUGGGAACGCCGCCUUCUUCCGCAUUCGCAUGAACGAGGGCGAGUUCGUCUACGCCAUUUACGCUGCCGUCACACACUCUCCUCUGACACAACACGUGGUGCUGCCGCCCCUCUAUGAGGUUACUCCUCACCUCUUCACCAACAGCGAGGUCAUUCAAGCAGCCUACAAGGCCAAGAUGACACAGACUGCCGCUACAAUCAAAUCCCACUUCACUGGCAGCAAGAGUAACCCAGAGCAGCGUGUGGCCUACUUCGGCGAGGACAUCGGCAUGAACACCCACCACGUCACCUGGCAUUUGGAAUUCCCCUUCUGGUGGGACGAUGCCCAUGAGGACCACCACAUUGACCGCAAGGGCGAGAGCUUCUUCUGGGUCCAUCAUCAGCUGACCGUUCGCUUCGAUGCAGAGCGUCUCUCCAACUACUUGGACCCCGUCGACGAACUUCACUGGGACGACAUGAUCUACGAGGGCUUCGCUCCCCAUACCAUGUACAAGUACGGUGGCUACUUCCCCUCACGACCAGACAAUGUGAAGUUCGAGGACGUGGACGGCGUUGCGCGCGUGCGUGACAUGUUGAUCCUGGAAAGCCGCAUCAGGGAUGCCAUCGCUCACGGCUAUUUCACCGGCAGGGACGGGUCUGUUAUCAGCAUCAGAGACGCCCAUGGCAUCGACGUCCUUGGUGAUGUGAUUGAGUCCUCUACUUACAGCCCCAACCCCGAGUACUACGGCUCCCUGCACAACACCGCUCAUGUCAUGCUUGGCCGCCAGGGCGACCCUCAUGGCAAGUUUGCCCUCCCUCCUGGUGUGUUGGAGCACUUCGAGACCGCCACGCGCGAUCCUGCUUUCUUCCGCCUCCACAAGUACAUGGAUAACAUCUUCAGGGAGCACAAGGACAGUCUUACUCCCUACACCAAGGAGGACCUUGAGUUCUCUGGAGUCUCCGUAGAAGGCAUAACCUUCAGCAACCGCCUUGAGACCCACUUUGAAGAGUUCGAGUACAGCCUCGUCAAUGCCGUUGACGAUACAACCGAGGUCAAAGAUGUGCCUAUCUCUGCCACAGUUGAUCGCCUUACACACAAUGAUUUUACUCUCAAAAUUGAUGUCGCUAACAAUAACGACCACGAAGUGUUGGCAACUGUACGUAUUUUUGCCUGGCCCAAGUAUGACAACAAUCAUGUUGAAUUCUCCUUCAACGAGGGACGCUGGAACGCUAUUGAAAUGGACAAGUUCUGGGUUAAGUUGGGUGGUGGAUCCAACCACAUCACACGCUCUAGCAAGCUAUCCGCGCUCACAGUUCCUGAUGUGCCCAGCUUCCAGACUCUGAUUGACAAGGCUAAUGAGGCACUUACCUCCGGCUCAGAGCUUCACCUCGAGGAAUACCACAGCAGCCUUGGGCUUCCUAAUAGGUUCCUGCUUCCUAAGGGCAAGACUGAGGGCAUGGAUUUCCAUGUUGUGGUCUUCGUCUCUGACGGCGCCACGGACGCGGCCGUCAGUGGGCUGCAUGAGAGCACUACCUUCAACCAUUAUGGCUGCUACGAUGGCAAUUACCCCGACAAGAAGCCGCACGGCUAUCCGCUAGACCGCCGCGUUGACGACGAGCGCAUCAUCACUGGCGUCUCCAACUUCAAGGCCGUAGAUGUCAAGGUGUACCACACAGAAGAACAUUAAGAGAAUAAUAUGGUAGCAACUGAAGGGUUUGCAAAACCUUUCAGUCCAUCAUGCAGAAUAUAAUAUAUUUUUGCUGUCAAUAUCUUACCUUCGUAAAAUAACAAGGAAAGGUAAUAAGAGUUUUCUUUAAUUGUAUUGAUACACAAUAUGUGACUUUAAGAUAAAUGAUUACACACCAAAAGGCAUUUAUAAAACUAAUUAUGCUAUGCAUGGGCUAGGAAGUAUAUGUAUACAAAACGUGAAUAAUGUAUGAAAUAUAUGAAAUCAUCAUAAUGAAGUCCACAGUCUUAUAAGGUCACAGUUACUCACUCUUGCUUUUUUUUUUUUUCAUUUUUGUUCAUCUACAUCAAUAUUGUCAUCAAUAUUUCUCUUCUAUAUGACUUAACCUUUUACGAAACACCUUUCGGUGCUCCGCAAUUCAUUUAUGAAAAGAAAGAUUACUCUUCGCUUGAAUUGUAUUAAACAAAGUAAAUCAAGCAAGGAAUCAUUCUGAAGAUCGUAAAUGUAAAUCUUUUUUUUUAUUCUGACAUGAAUGGAUAUAAUUUUCGUCAUUAAUAAACACCAAUGACACUAUGUAACAAAA